Uranotaenia lowii is the source of this 317-nucleotide messenger RNA. Its product is annotated as 40S ribosomal protein S21-like. NCBI's taxonomy places the organism in Eukaryota, Metazoa, Arthropoda, Insecta, Diptera, Culicidae. Bases 60 to 311 code for a protein of 83 amino acids. The record is from RefSeq and is a predicted model, not a curated record. Gene Ontology annotation, biological process: translation; endonucleolytic cleavage in ITS1 to separate SSU-rRNA from 5.8S rRNA and LSU-rRNA from tricistronic rRNA transcript (SSU-rRNA, 5.8S rRNA, LSU-rRNA); endonucleolytic cleavage to generate mature 3'-end of SSU-rRNA from (SSU-rRNA, 5.8S rRNA, LSU-rRNA). The transcript has a single exon. Gene Ontology annotation, cellular component: ribosome; cytosolic small ribosomal subunit. Gene Ontology annotation, molecular function: structural constituent of ribosome.
UCCGCCAUCCCGUUCAAGUUGUUGUCGCGUCGACUAGCUCGAAAUAAAAACACCCAAAAAUGGAGAACGACGUCGGAGAAUUCGUUGAUCUGUACUGCCCUAGGAAGUGCUCCUCGAGCAACCGCAUCAUCCACGCCAAGGAUCAUGCCUCCAUCCAGAUCAACAUCGUCGACGUGAACCCCCAGACUGGCCGCAUGCUGGAAACCUCCAAGGUGUACGCCAUCUGCGGUGAAAUUCGCCGUAUGGGUGAAUCCGACGAUUGCAUCGUCCGACUGGCCAAGAAGGAUGGUCUGCUUACCAAGAACUACUAAAAUUCU